This is a messenger RNA of Triticum aestivum (bread wheat), 1575 nucleotides long. Its product is annotated as zinc finger protein CONSTANS-LIKE 13. Gene Ontology annotation, molecular function: zinc ion binding; protein binding. The transcript has 4 exons. NCBI's taxonomy places the organism in Eukaryota, Viridiplantae, Streptophyta, Magnoliopsida, Poales, Poaceae. The record is from RefSeq and is a predicted model, not a curated record. Bases 275 to 1441 code for a protein of 388 amino acids.
CUUCGGAGCAAGUAGGAACUAAUUUGUCCUCUGCGUCCAUCGUCUCGCUUUCGAGCCCAUCAAUUCCCCGCUCGUCGCACUUGUCGUCCUCGUCCUGCAUCAUUCAUGGCGACGGGCUCCCACCUCUUCCCUACCCGUACCGACGGUGCCACCGCCCCCUCGCUUGUCUCUUCUGCGCCCGCUGCAUAGCGCAUCCUACUACUAAUACUUGCCAAGAAGACGGUGCAUCCGCGCCAAGAAGAAGAAGGUCGAACGAGGAGGGGCGGAGAGAGCCAUGUCCGCCUCCGGCGCGGUGCCCGGGGCUGCUGCCGGCGCGGUGGCGGUGCCCACGGGGGAGUGCUACUUCUGCGCCGGCGCGCCGGCGGUGGUGUACUGCCGAGCGGACGCCGCGGGGCUCUGCCUGCCGUGCGACCGCCACGUCCACGGCGCCAACACGGUCUCCUGCCGCCACGCCCGGGCCCCGCUCUGCGCCGUCUGCCGCGCUGCCGCGGCCACCGUCCGCCGCGGCGCUGCCCGGUUCCUCUGCUCUAACUGCGACUUCGAGGAGCAGCAGCACGGAGAGGGGGAGCUGACGGAGCCGCCGCCGCUGCUGCACGACCGUGGCACGGUGGAGGGCUACACCGGGUGCCCCUCGGUAGGCGAGCUAGCGGCGAUCCUCGGUGUCUUCCUCGGCGACAAAGCGGCUGAGGCGUGGUGGCCUCUUUGGGAGGAGCCCCAGGUGCUCAGCUUCGACGACGUCGUCGUGCCGACCACCGCCUGCCAUGGCCUCCAGCCCCUCCUCAUCUCCUCUCCCAAGAACCGGAGCCCGCCCUGCGGGGAGCUGGACGGCGAGGUUCUCCGGCAGCUCGGGGAACUCGCCAAGUCGGAGGAGGCGGCAGCUUAUGUCGAGGACCCGGAGCCGGCCGGCGUUGAUCAGCUGCCUCUAUGGGGAUCUUCAGAUUGCGCUGCUAUUGGGCACGGUGAUCUUGGGACUCCUGGAGGCGAGGCCAUCUGCGCGGCAGCAAUCCUGCAUGUACCUCCGUAUCAGCAGCAGCUGCAGGAGGCGUGGAUCGCGACGAGUUGCAACGAACUUCCCGAGCAAGUCUCGGCGAGCUCGUCGGCCGAGCCGAGCCUGUCGUCGUUCGUGGAGGUGUCGGAGGUCUGCCCCAGCCUGAGCCGCAGCGGCAGCAGCGCCGACGACGCCGCCAACGCCGGGCACGAUCACCCGUCGCCUGCAGCGGCACCUGUUGCGGCGACGCCGGCGCAAGCGCAAGCUGCAGCUCAGGCGACCAAGAAGGUCGGCGGCUACGACGUGGUCUACCCUGACCGCGGCAAGGUGAUCUCGCGCUACAAGGAGAAAAGGAAGAACAGGAUGUUCGGGAAGCAGAUCCGGUACGAGUCGCGCAAGGCCCGCGCCGACGGCAGGGUGAGGAUCAACGGCCGCUUCGCCAAGUCGAGCUAGCUAGUAGAUUUCGAGGACCGACGACGUACCCUUCUUGGUCUCCGUGGACUGGACGACGACGUUUCUGUACCCUACGAGUACGUAGCGUGGGUGCGAGGGAGCUAGGGGACGGCGUCGAUGCUGUGUGACUGUAC